This is a messenger RNA of Nematolebias whitei (Rio pearlfish), 1599 nucleotides long. RefSeq names its product DEP domain-containing protein 1B-like. The coding region runs from base 1 to 1599 and encodes 532 amino acids. The record is from RefSeq and is a predicted model, not a curated record. The transcript has 11 exons. Lineage: Eukaryota; Metazoa; Chordata; Actinopteri; Cyprinodontiformes; Rivulidae. Gene Ontology annotation, biological process: intracellular signal transduction.
AUGGAGGGUAAAGUUAUCGGUCCUGGGCCGUACCGGGCCACGAAGCUGUGGAAUGAAACCAUUAAACGUUUUCGUGGAGGUAUACCACUACGAAGGCACUGGGCGCACUUCCGCUGCUACGACAGCAGUUUCACCGGGUCGGAGGCUGUGGAUUAUCUGCACGAGCUGCUGAGACACAACUAUAACUUUGGGCCAGAAGUGACUCGAAAUCAGACCCUGCAGCUGCUCAAGAAGUUCUUGAAGGCUCAUGUGAUUGAAGACAUCAAAGGACGCCAUGGGACGGAGGACUUUGAAGACAGCAACCAUCUGUACCGGUUCCCCCCUCUGUCUCCUCUCAAGUCUCUUCCAAUAAGACCUCUGUUGAGAGACAGCAGUGACCUGCCCAGACUCAUCCGCUGGGACGACUAUGAAGAACUGCCUCAGCAGGAAAAUGUAGCACCCCUGAAGUCUGCAGCGAUGACUUCAGAUUUGUGGAAUAAACGACACAGCGUUGCUGUUGGAGAUGUGCACGAAUGCAAGCUCAUUCGCAGAAAGGAAGUCACUUCAAAACAAGUGGAUCACAUCUGGAAAUCAAUGACUGUUGCUCAUUUACAGAGGGUUCUGGGCCUAAAGACACUGGAUGGGAUUUUGAGUCCGGUGCACGUGAACGGAAAGCACAUUGUCCACAACAUCUUCAGUGUUAAUAAAGCAGGCGUAGUUGUGUUGGAGAACAAAGCUGAGGACAUGCCCUACUGGGUGGUAUCAGCAAUGAAAUGUCUUGCCAACUGGCCUAAUGCCAGUGACAUGAAGCAGCCCGUGUACCUGGGUUUUGAAAGAGAUGUCCUGAGAACAGUAGCAGAUUAUUACCAGAGACUCAAAGAGCCCUUGCUGACUUUCCACCUUUAUGAGGUCUUUGUCAACAUUCUCAGCCUGCUGCAGGAGCAGGACGUCGCCACCGAGGCUCUUCAAGUCAGCUGCCUCCUGCUGCCGCCGCCCAACCGAAGACGGCUCCAGCUUUUACUGCGUUUCAUGGCCCGCGUCUGCCAGAACCCCCAGCUGCCUCCACUUAACGACACCAUUGCGACCCGCACGCUGAUGGUACAAAUGUUCUCCUCCUGUGUUCUGGGUUCAGCUGAUGACAUGGACUUGGACGAGUUAUUUGCCACCAAAUUGGUGACAUUCAUGAUGGAGCACCACAACACCAUCUUUCAAGUGAACACCAAACUGCGCUGCCAGGUCGAGGAGCAUCUGUCACACCUUAAAAGAGCUCAGAUCAAAUAUGCUGGUUCAGAUACAGACUUCAGCGCGUCGCCAGCUUUUUGUAAACAGAUCCGGAGGAUCGAAUGCGAGGAGCAGAAGAUUAUUGGUACACAAACCCCGCUGCAGCAACUACUGGAAGGCCUGAUUGCAGACAAAGAACUUCCUCUUAAGGACAAGAGGAAAAGACUUAAACAGUUCCAGAAGUCCUACCCAGAGGUCUAUCAUAACAGAUUUCCUACUGAGGAAAGCAGAUCUGCUGUCAUUCCAGAGAAAACGCCACGCCUCAAACCUCAUCUCAUGUUCUUCAACCUCAAGAAACCUCUCCAGCCUUUUCAGAGAAGCUGGAGCUUCAGGGCAUGA